AAUUUCCGGUUUGUGGAGACGAUGCAAUUUUUGUAGAAUUGAAGAUAGAGUUCUGUCGAUUUCUCAGAAAAAAUGUCUGAUUUAGCAAAAGAGAAAGCACGUCUCCUGAAGAAGCGUGGAAGUUUGUCUUCUCUAGGCAGUCAUGAAGUCAGAGCUAUUGGCAAAACUAAAGACUCUAUUAGCACUUUGUCCUACAUGGAAGAGCAUGGACAUCAUGAUGAUAUCCAACGGCCUACAGUACAGAUGGAGAACACCUAUCGCAUCACCCCAUCUAGACGCUUCCCAGUUUUAACAGUGAAGGACCUCCUGAAGGAUGUGUUGACCAGCUACCUGCAGGAGGAGAAAUAUGAAACUGAGUUGUGCAGACAGAUGACCAAAACCAUCACGGAGGUUGUCAAGGCCAGAGUGAAAGAUUUGAUGAUUCCUCGCUAUAAGAUCAUAGUCGUCAUCAGCAUUGGCCAGAUUAAAGACCAGAAUAUACGCAUGGGGAGUCGAUGUCUCUGGGAUGACAAUCAUGACAAUUUCUCUUCACAUAUUUUCAAAAAUAACUCACUCUUUGCUGCUGCUACCGUUUUUGGUGUUUAUUUUGAAUGAAUGAGUCUUUCAGAAUGUCUGUGGGGUUUUAGUGUCUAGUGAUUUUCAGUGAUUUUUCAGCCAGUGACAUAUUUACAUAAUAUUGAUUGGUCAUUUCUGGUUUGGGUAAAUGGCCUUUAAAAUUUCUUUGUGAUGCUACAAAUAAACGAAUUUAAACCAAA
Molecule: messenger RNA, 755 nt
Organism: Danio rerio (zebrafish)
Lineage: Eukaryota; Metazoa; Chordata; Actinopteri; Cypriniformes; Danionidae
Gene: dynlt5
Product: dynein light chain Tctex-type family member 5
Source: RefSeq, marked provisional